Messenger RNA from Galendromus occidentalis (western predatory mite), 1524 nucleotides. Its product is annotated as probable G-protein coupled receptor No9. The coding region runs from base 1 to 1524 and encodes 507 amino acids. The transcript has 6 exons. NCBI's taxonomy places the organism in Eukaryota, Metazoa, Arthropoda, Arachnida, Mesostigmata, Phytoseiidae. The record is from RefSeq and is a predicted model, not a curated record. Gene Ontology annotation, biological process: G protein-coupled receptor signaling pathway. Gene Ontology annotation, molecular function: G protein-coupled receptor activity. Gene Ontology annotation, cellular component: plasma membrane.
AUGACUACCCUCGAAGAAUCAUUAGGAGACCCCGUUGCGACGGCAGGGAGGCUAUUCUGCGAAGGUAUGCCAUGGGAGAAGCUGAGGAAUUGGACCUCUCUGGCAACCCUUGUUGUGCUGGUUGUCAUCAAUUUUGUGGUGAUUUUCGGUAAUGUGUUAAUCAUAGCGGCCGUUUUGGCAUCGAACAAACUUAGGACAGUAACCAACUACUUUGUGAUCUCAUUGGCUGUGGCCGAUCUCCUCGUGGGGCUGACCGUCAUGCCCUACUCCAUAACACUUGAGGUUUUCCGGGCCUGGCCGUUCGGAGGAUACUUUUGCAAAAUCUGGCUAGCAGUGGACGUCUGGCUAUGCACUUCAUCGAUCCUCAAUCUCUGUGCCAUCUCAGUCGAUCGAUAUCUGGCCAUCACCCGACCAAUGAAGUAUAGGACACUAAUGUCAUCGAAGAGAGCCCGUCUGUUGAUCGUCUUGGUGUGGGUGACUGCUUUCCUCAUCUGCUUUCCGCCUCUGGUUGGCUGGAACGACCUCGAUGACGCAUCCGCUGGAUCGGUUUCACUUCAGUCGACAUCGCCAAAGGGUACUUACGAUAAGAGCGACUCGCCCGCCGGCCUCGUGGGUAACGCGAGCGCCUUCAACAGCAGCGACGACGACACGGGCGAAGUAUGCGAGUAUCCACGAUGCGGUCUGGUCAACAGCCUCGGCUAUGUCGUGUACUCCGCCAUGGGCUCGUUCUACAUACCUAUGUUCUUCAUGUUGUUUUUCAACUACCGCAUCUACGUGUCAGCCAUUCAAACGGGCCAGGCACUUGAGCGAGGUUUCAUUCUCGCGAAGAACAAGGGCGGAUCUUCGAACUCGAAUCAGAUGCAACAGAUGACUUUGCGAGUACAUCGAGGCAACGCCAAGUCGACCAUCGCCACCAAUCAGGCCUCAGUCUCAGAGACCUGUAUAGUCGAUGGCAUUGUAACUGGGCGUAGAAGGCCUGGAGCGAAAAACUCGCUGGUUCCAGAGACACGGUCUGCGCCUCCUUCAUUUAAGGGCAACGCUGACCUCAAAGGAAGCGGCAGCAAAAGAAGGAGCAGUUCGGCAAAGACGAACGGGCAACAGAAUAGUCACCAGAGGAAGACGAGCUCGUCGAAUAAGAAGAGUCUCCGCUGGCAAGCACGGAGAUUUAGAACAGAAGCCAAAGCUACUAAAACCGUAGGAUCGAUCGUAGGAGCCUUCAUUUGCUGUUGGCUUCCAUUCUUCACGGUGUACCUCGUGAAAGCUUUUUGCGAAAGUUGCAUACAUGAUAUCGUGUUUGGCGUUUUCUUUUGGCUCGGAUAUUUGAAUUCCGCUCUGAACCCGCUAAUAUACGCGCUCGUAUCGAAGGACUUCCGACAUGCAUUCAAGAAGAUACUAUGCCGUUGUUGCCUCAAGCGAGGCGGCAUCAGCAGUCUCAUCAAGCAAGUCCAUCAGCUGACGGUCCUCGACGAUGUGGCAAACGCUGACGAAGAUGUUCUGCCCUCAGCAGCUCAGCCUUCUCCGUAG